Hordeum vulgare subsp. vulgare (domesticated barley) is the source of this 739-nucleotide messenger RNA. Its product is annotated as protein disulfide-isomerase-like. Gene Ontology annotation, molecular function: protein disulfide isomerase activity. The transcript has 5 exons. Gene Ontology annotation, biological process: response to endoplasmic reticulum stress; protein folding. Gene Ontology annotation, cellular component: endoplasmic reticulum. The coding region runs from base 1 to 495 and encodes 164 amino acids. Lineage: Eukaryota; Viridiplantae; Streptophyta; Magnoliopsida; Poales; Poaceae. The record is from RefSeq and is a predicted model, not a curated record.
AUGGUGCACCAGCUGAGCCCGUCUCCGCUUCCUACGGCCUCCCUGGGAACGGCGUGCCCGUCGCGCCCGUCUUCACGCCGCUGGCCAACCGGGCGCGCGCCGAGCCGCCGCCGCCGCCGUCUGCGCGGGCCAGGGGAGGCGGCACAAAGCCGGCCGACUUCGCCCUCCGCCGACGCCGACGGGGUCCGCCUCGACACCCCCGCCGUCCCCGCCCACCGCGUCAUCCUCGUUCUUGCUUACACUGGGAAUGAAGACGCUAAGAAGUUUUUCUUCAGUGGUGAAAUAACACUGGACAGCAUUAAGGAAUUUGCUCAAGAUUUCCUGGAGGACAAGCUCACACCAUUCUACAAGUCUGACCCAGUACCUGAAUCCAAUGAUGAAGACGUCAAAGUUGUUGUUGGCAAGAGUGUGGAUCAAAUAGUUCUGGAUGAGUCAAAAGAUGUCCUUUUGGAGGUACUCAACCUAUUGAUGCACAUGGACAUGAUGACUCUUUAGCGUUUAUGGACCAACCAACCUAUAAGCAUGGACCUUAUUGUCUUGUAGACAAUUUGGUGUUUCGAGUGUUUUGAAGCUUGCACUUUGUGCAUGUAGAUACAAACUUGUGUGUUCUGGACCAUCUGAAGUCUCUCAUAGUAACCAACGGUCCUUAUCUUUUUGUGACUUGUGUGUUCUGGAUGAUUGUUAAGAUGGUCAAAACUAUGCUUCCUCUAGGUUAAUUUGUUUGUCAACUUGCGUUCAA